UUGGUUGACAUAUACGGACUAAAUGAAGUAGAACCAUUUGCCGAUCAAUUUUCAUCCAUCAUUUGUACCACCAGUGGGACUACCGCUGCCAUACCAGUAACCUCCGUUGGCCGGAGUUCCACCGGUCUAAAUUUUGAUCCUUUUGCACCAGAGCCUACAGCCAGUCCUUGCUUCAGUGGAACUGCCAACCUACCCACCAGUGUUCCUGCCAGUAUUGGUGACCAAUCUCCCCACCUUGGUGACCUUUUGGACGAACUUGACCCAUUGGCACCUGGCAUGACAAGCAUCUUGACUACUUCGAAUCUUUUAAGCUUUGAUGACAACAAUGGUACUAGCUCAAGGAGCGACAGAAGAAGUAGCAAUAUCGAGUAUAACUGUAAUGAUAGCGAUAGAAUAUGCAUAGACUUUGGGCAGAAUGAAGAUGGAGGCCUUAGAAGACAAGAUGAACAUAUGGUGGCUGGCGGAGAUGAGGAAGAGGGUGAGGAAGGAGAUGAAGAAGACACGAAUGUUGACAUCAAUUCGCGUAAUGCUCUUCGCCAGACACCCUUGCACUUAGCUGUGAGCCGGAGGCAUUUUGAUAUGGUAAAAUGUCUUCUCGAGGAGUUCUCCGCUCUGCCGAACUUGCAAGUUGGUCCACAUUUUUAUUUUUUUUAA
Molecule: messenger RNA, 654 nt
Organism: Protopolystoma xenopodis
Lineage: Eukaryota; Metazoa; Platyhelminthes; Monogenea; Polystomatidea; Polystomatidae
Source: the annotation of a GenBank genome assembly